CGUCUGUGCACCUGCCCUCUCGGCCUUGUGCUCCCAUUUACUCUCCAGACCGGACCCCCGCCCCAUCCCUCUCUCUCUCUUUGUCAUCUGUACACCUGUCACCUCAACUCUGUUGCUCCACUCCACCACCCCGUCUUCCAAGAUCUUAUCUAGAUCCAGCCCAGGCCGUCACCCGCCUUUUCCUCCCCCGGAUUCCUCCCCCAGCCCUGACUGUCUGACCUACAACUGCCCCACUCAGCCCUAGCCCCAUGUUCCCCCACCAAACUCCUUUGUUGGCUCUGCAGCUGUCCCCUUGGCCCUACUCAUCUUCGUCCCCCAAUUAUACCAAACCCCAGCCCAGACGCCCCUCCCCUGACCAGUGAGCCACCCCCUCGCCAGCUGUGCUCUGGCAUUCCUCCGGGUCAGCGCCCAGCCCACUGCUCGCUCAGCCUAGCCAUGUCCCUUCCUCUUUCAGCCCAGCCCUCACACCCUCUCACCCUUUCCCAGAUGGCCCAAUUUUCUCCCCCACAGGUGCCCUGGAGAAGCCAUGGAGUUGAGCAGCAAGAAGAAGCUACAUGCCCUCUCCCUGGCUGAGAAGAUCCAGGUGCUGGAACUCCUGGAUGAGUCCAAGAUGUCCCAGUCGGAGGUGGCCCGGCGCUUCCAGGUCUCCCAGCCCCAGAUCUCACGCAUCUGCAAGAAUAAGGAGAAGCUGCUGGCAGACUGGUGCAGCGGCACCGCCAACAGGGAGCGCAAGCGCAAGCGGGAGUCCAAGUACAGCAGCAUCGACGAGGCUCUGCUCUGCUGGUACCACAUCGCCCGGGCCAAGGCCUGGGACGUGACGGGGCCCAUGCUGCUCCACAAAGCCAAGGAGCUGGCCGACAUCAUGGGCCAGGAUUUCGUGCCCAGCAUCGGCUGGCUGGUCCGCUGGAAACGCCGAAACAAUGUGGGCUUUGGGGCCCGCCAUGUGCUCACACCUCCGUUUCCCCCCGAGCCACCUCCUUCAGGCCUCACGUCCCAGACCCAGCUGCCUCUUUCCCUUAAAGACUUCUCCCCAGAGGAUGUUUUUGGCUAUGCUGAAGUGCCCUUGCUGUAUCGGGCAGUGCCCGGCACAGUGGGCACAGGUGACCAAGUACAGGUGCUGCUGUGUGCCAACACCAGGGGCACAGAGAAGCGACGGGUACUGGUCAGUGGGCUCCCAGCUGCACCAAGGUGCUUCUUUGGGGUCAGCAGUGAGUCUCUGCCUGCCUCCUACCACCCUGACCUGGGCAUCCCCUGGUCAGAGUGGUUGGCACAGUUUGACCGGGACAUGGGGAGGCAGGGCCGACAGGUAGCCUUGCUGCUGGCUGCCCAAGUGGCGGGGAAGUUGGCAGGCCUGUCUGGGCUCUGCCAUGUGAGGCUCCUGCCUCUUUCUGCCGCUAGCACCACACGUUCCCUGCCCAACUCUGUGGUCCGGGCCUUUAAGGCCCAUUACCGGCACCGUCUGUUGGGCAAGCUGACAGCUGUCCAGAGCGAGAGGGCUGGCACAUCGCUGGCUGAGGCUGGGGCAGGCAUCACAGUGCUGGACACUCUGCACAUGGUGGCGGCUGCCUGGGCCAAGGUGCCUCCGCAGUCCAUCGUAAGCAGCUUCAUUCAGGAAGGCCUGGCUCCCUGCAAAAUGCCCCUGUCCCUGGACAAAGCCUCUGAGAUGCCACCCGUCCCCUGCGGCCUGAGCCUCGAGGAGUUCUCCCGCUUUGUGGACCUGGAGGGUGAGGAGCCCAUACCUGGAGUGUGCAAAGAGGAGGUGGACCCUAAAGAUGAGGGGGCUGCAAGACCUGUGUGACGGAGGAGGUUGCAAAGAUGAUGUCCCUGCUGGGCAGGACCUUGCAGACAAUGACAGUGGAGUGUGAUUAUAUGCAAAGCACUGUGGCCCUGUAGAGCCUGGGAGACUCCUGGAGGAGGUGAGUGCUGAGCUGUAGCUGGAAGGGCAGACAGGAAUGGGAAGGAUAUUCCAGGCCAAGGGGCGGGGGCACAGAGUCAGGCAUUCCCACCAGAGCCACGGGAAGGCCCCCGAGAGCAGGAGGGGCAAUUAGCCCACCAGGCUUAAUGGUGGGGCACCCCAAAGGGUUUCCGUUAGAAAAGGACAGGUCGUUUGUGGGGUUCUAGAAAACAGACAUGGAAGGUGGGUCAGAGAUGUGAGAGCCAGAGGCAGAGAGACUGACUGGUCCAGACGGGGAAGCCUGAGCCAGAUCUUGAGAGUGAGAUCCCUGGAAGGGAUGUGGGCUCUGAAUGCAGACAGACUCUGACUGGUGAGAAGUCCAGCUCCAGGCAAAAUCCUCCGUGUUCAGGCUGACCACGGGCAGUCACAACUGUGCGUGCAAGUUUGUGGAGGGUAUUGCAGUCAGGACCCAGGCCGCCCAGGGCAGCCCCGCUUAUACCUGCAUUCACCCAGGCUCUUCCUUAGAGGGGCCUCUGCUGAGACACUGUCUCCACUUUGGCCCAGUACCUUUCAUUCCCAGCCCUUCCCUCCCGUCCGCAUCCAUGGUGCAUAAAGAGGCAGGAGCCUUGUAUUCAGGGGGCUCCUGACAGCGAGACCAUCCUGUUCUGCCUGGCAUCUCAUUGGACCCUCGCCUGGUGCGGUCCACUGGGGGAAAGGGAACCCGGGAGGUGGCGCCUCUGCCUCUUGCUUGCACCGUCACAGGAAGUGGGUAAAGGCUGAUGGAUCCUUCCAGUGUGACUCCUCCUCACUGACCACAACACCUGGCAGCUGGACAGUGACAGCGACUCACUUUUAAACAGUUCCGAAGCCACCUACUGGCCUUCCUUCUCUGGCCUAAAUUCUCAAAUCAUUUAGCCUUUCCUCACAGAUGCUAUUUUUUUCUACCCUGUAUUCAUUUACAUUGUCCUUUUUCUGAAAUCAUCCCAGUUCUGACAUACCUUUUAAAAUGUUGACACCAAAAUUAUACAGGCUCUAAAGGCCCGACCAAAGCAGCAGAGAGGGGAUAGAUUAGCUCAGUUCUUGGGUGUCCAUUUCCUCUUACAUGAGCAGCAUCAUGUAACGGCGUUUUAUUGCUGACUUCUUCCCAGAGCUUUCUUUGAAAGCCACAAGUAGUCUCUCCCUUUCUGGCACUGAUAUCACAUAUCACACUUGCCUAUCUGUAGGCAACAUUGGUGGCUCAUUCAAGCAGUGCUUACUGAAUGCCUUGCUUGUGGGGCAGGCCCUGUUCUAGGACCAUAAGCUCUUGCUGAACAAGACAGAGGACUCCUUACUUUCCGGUAGAGGGAGAUAAAGAUGCAGGCAAACAAAUAAACGCAGUGAUUUUAAAUGGGGUUGUGUGCCAGGGAAAAUAAAGAAUGAUGCCACAGCCCUAACCGG
Molecule: messenger RNA, 3331 nt
Organism: Myotis brandtii (Brandt's bat)
Lineage: Eukaryota; Metazoa; Chordata; Mammalia; Chiroptera; Vespertilionidae
Gene: TIGD3
Product: tigger transposable element derived 3
Exons: 2
Coding region: 527-1798 (423 amino acids)
Cellular component (GO): nucleus
Molecular function (GO): DNA binding
Source: RefSeq, a predicted model, not a curated record